AUGGAGGAACAACAAGUGAUUGAUAUUUUUAGCGAAGGUAAGGGAAUCCAUGUUGCUGGCGGAGAGCACAGGGGUAUAGUAAUCAACAAGGAUGGAGGGGUAGAGGAGGAGGGGGUUCAGGGGCAACCUCAUCUAUGCCUAGAAUUCAGGGUCUUCCUUGUAAAUACAAGCACUAAUAAACAUGCACAGGAGAAACGUGUACUAUCCUACUGGUUUAAAGAUGAAGUGGAAGAGAACAGUCGAGCUAAACUUGCUCAGCAAUUUUUUAAAGAGCUUGUCAGUCCAACACAAUUCCCCAGAGAUUAUGUUGGAUUUAUCAAGAAGAUUAUGAAACUGAUGCAGACAAGCUACCCUGGGAUGCGACGGGUUGAGGUUGAGCUGACCCAGGAGCUGGAACUGGAUAAACUACCUGACAGACCAACAAGAUCAGGAGCACUUCUCUUUACUGUUGGGUCAUCUAGACCCAGAGUGUCAGCUGAACCAUGUAGUAAAAGUAUUGCUACUGAGGAGAGAGUUCUGGAGUUGAUAGAAGCUUCAUAUCCUAAUCCUAUAGCAUUAGAAACUAUGUACAGUCAUUUUGAAAGCACUGAAGCUCUCAUUCGGAGUGUUCUCUCCGAGCUACAGCUUAAGAAAAAAAUCAGAACAAUGGAGAAUAAUUUGAACCAGUUUACUCGUGUAGUCAAGGACGAAGAGAAAAUUACAAUUGUCAAACAGAUGCCAAAGGUUGAGAAAGCUAAGCAGCCAAGUAUAGCUAUAAUCUGUAGCCAGUAUCAAGAGAAAGCUGCUCUAGACUCAUUUAUGACAAAUCGUCAAACCUUUGUUAGAUAUGCUACAGUAGGUGAGACCCAGGCCUAUACACUGGGUGAUCUGGGACCUCACAGAGUAGUUGUCACAAAACUUCCUAGAACAACAAGACUUCUGGGUACAUUUCAGGAGGUUGAGUAUGUUCUGCUGGUUGGUAUAGGAGGUGGAGUACCUCAUUAUACAGAUUACAAUAAACAUGUCCGCCUGGGAGAUGUUGUAGUUUCAGCUCCGCAGCCUGGGCAGAGGUUUAUUUAUCAACAGUGUGACACAGCUCAGGUAUCCUCCGGUGGAAUGCUUGAGUUCCAAACUAAGUCCUGGUGUCCCCCUGAGCUGACCCUGCAGGAGCUAGCUAGACAGCUCAUUCAAGAUCAGGUUGGUAAUGGUGUAGAUGCUACCUGGGAGAAAUUAUUUAGAUCUGGAAUAUCGGAGUUAGGAGAGGAAUGGAGAAGGCCUGAUGCAGAUACUGAUAAACUGUUCAUGUCUAUUGGUGGGCAGGAUCUGAUCGAGGUUGGGCACCCCAGCUCCGGGGACGGGAUGGAUCCCAGACAAGAAGGCUUAACUGUUCUCCAUCUUGGUCCAGUAGGAGCUGGGAAACAGGUUGCUACAGAUGAUCAACUAAGACAGGAGUUUGCAUACAAGUUGAGCUGA
Eurytemora carolleeae is the source of this 1452-nucleotide messenger RNA. RefSeq lists its product as uncharacterized. Gene Ontology annotation, biological process: nucleoside metabolic process. The record is from RefSeq and is a predicted model, not a curated record. Gene Ontology annotation, molecular function: catalytic activity. NCBI's taxonomy places the organism in Eukaryota, Metazoa, Arthropoda, Copepoda, Calanoida, Temoridae. The coding region runs from base 1 to 1452 and encodes 483 amino acids. The transcript has 18 exons.